AUGGAUCUAAAAUUAAUGGACAAAUUGCGACUAUUAAAAAUUGACACCGAGUUGCGUCCGCAAAUAAAAAUGAAACCUAUGAGUAGGUAUUACUUUAUCACUGGCACGAACCCGGGCGAACAAUUUUACGUUUUCGCCUCCACUGCUGCGUGGCUCAUCAGGAAAACUGGGAAGGAAUUUGAACAACCAAACGAGGAAGAUGCUCCAAACAGUAUUAUUGCUACUAUCCUUGAUAUUUUGAGAGAAAAGGACAUCGCAGUAGAUUUCUCCUCUCACAAACUUAAACAAGGGUAUGGAGAACAAGUGUGCUACAUACUUAACGUUCUGGCUGACGAAGCUUUAAAAUCCGAAGAAUUCGAAUGGCAGAAACCAAUCGUGGACAUACCCGAACCCGAGGAAGCUGCUGAUGACGUAGAUCAAGUAGAAGAUGAAACUGAAAUAUUACUAGACAAAGUCGAAGAGGAAAUGGCAAUUUAUUCUGGUGAAUCUGAGGAAGAAUUUAACGCAGAGGAAAAAGAAUCAAGCUUAGUAAAAAAAGUGCACGACUGGGAAGCUUGGAAACUAGAAUUGGAAAGAGUAGCUCCAGCGCUAAGACUAAAAAUAUCCGCUGAUGGUCGCGAUUGGAGGGCAAGGCAUUCGCAAAUGAGAACGUAUAGAGACGAGCUCUUUGAGAGAUACAAAACAACUGGUUCACAACUGAAUAAACUGCACACGAAUAUAAGUUCUGUAAUGGACAAGAUAUCUGCAAGAGAAAACAUAUUGAACGAACAGUUUGAACCAUUGGUAAGAGAAUACGGGGCAUUAUUGGAUGAGUUGAACAAAGUAACGAAUGAAUACAAGGAUGUGAGUGUUGGGGUGACAGAAAGACAAGAAAUGUUGAACGAAUUGACUUCUAAAGUAGAGAAUAUAAAACAGAGAACGGAAUCUAAGGGAUCCUCGAUGAACGACAACUCUCCACUAGUAACAGCGAAGAAGGCAGUGGCAAAUUUGAAAAAAGACAUACAAGAUAUGGAUUUCCAGAUAAUUAUCUUAAUUUGGCUACUGACUACGAAAGAAAAUCCUAAUAGUAAUAAUCUUUUCACGAAUGCUGAAUCCAAAAUGGUGGGGAUCGAGAGUUAUUGA
Molecule: messenger RNA, 1122 nt
Organism: Spodoptera exigua (beet armyworm)
Lineage: Eukaryota; Metazoa; Arthropoda; Insecta; Lepidoptera; Noctuidae
Source: the annotation of a GenBank genome assembly